CAUUGGGCGCCGAUCGCCGUGAUCGAUUCUGCGCAGAUCUGGCUCAUCUCGAACGAGCCUAGUGACUUUUCUCCAUUUCUCUAGUCUCUGUCCUUUUAAGAGGCGGCGGAAGUGUACGGAUCCUAGAGGAAGUGGAGCUUGACAGGCUCAAUCAUGUCUAUGGGCUCAACCCCCCUCGUGUUUACGGAUGUGUUAGAAAUUCAAGAGAUUCACAAUUAUUACAUAGAGUACUUUUUUAUUACUUUCAUAUUCAUGUUCUUACGCUUAUAAAGUUGUUUCACCUUGAUUAAAAACACGAAAGCUACCGGUAUGUUUUGUGAGACUGGAGGAUACGAGAAGGAACCUGGCAACACAAGCUGUCAUUUCUCCGGCGCGGGAAAAUCGUAAACAACACACAGCGGAAGAAAGCCCUUUAAUACAAUUUUCCAACAUGAUAGUUAGCUAGCUAGCUAUGUCCUACACAUGUAACCCUUUGUCUGUUUGAGUCGCUAUAACUUUUAUUAUAGACGAAGAAGAAGCUAAAGUAACUCACGGUUACUAAAAAUCAAGGGUUUCGCUGCUAAAUCCUGAAAAACGCCAGCAAUAAUGUCGCGAUAAUAACGUUAAGUUAGCUAGCUAGCUAACGUUAUCGUGUUGCUGUAACGGAAGCUGUCGCCCGACAGGCGUUAUGCUCUAACGUUAAAUGAUGUAAGUUAUGCAAUACAUUAAAGUUAGAUCAUUCUGACAGGUAACGUUAAGACGUAUCGGCCCUGUAGUUGGCGUUAGCAUGGAUCGAUACAACGAUGUGAAACUUCAGCUGAAAAGCUGGGAGCAGGGGUUCUUCAAAGACCACCAGAGGAAACCAAACAAGGAGGACAUUGAUCAAGCUCCAGAGGAGACCAGGAAGCUGUAUAAAGAGUACCGCAGUUUGAAACAAGCAAAAGAAAACAGCAACAGUGAUGCAGCCAGCGGUCAUGCUGAACAGCCCAGAUCUACAGCUGAGGUCAUAACAGUCCAGAAGGACGGGGACUGUUGGGGUGCCCAUCUAAACCGCAGUUCACAGCCGGCAUCUUCUCCCAGACUGACAUCCGAGGAAAAAGAGAGUCUUAAGGCCUCUGCUCAAUACUAUGGUCUAAAGCUUAAAAACAACCUGGUGACACUCAGUAAGGAAAGACCUGUCUCACUGAGGAAAUCGGUCCUUCCCGGUCGAUUGCCUCUAAACUCCUUGAAAGAUCGACAAACUGGACAGACAAACAGCCCUGUUGCGUCCACUGUCAAAACCACUUUCACUGACCCUGAAUCCAUCCCUUACACACCAAGAAGAUUUAAGACUUUCCUGGGAUCCCUGGCUUCAAAGACACCUCAGAAAGUGGAGCCUGAAGAGCCGUUUGAAUCAUUUGAACCUGUCAGAGAGUCUUGUGAAGAGCCUGCAAGUGCUGCCAGUAAUAGUAGUAGUACUAGUAAAGUUAUUAGUUCAGAAAAUCUAAAUGUCUCAAGUGUAGCUCCCUCUCCAGCCAGAUCUUCUGCCUUGUUGUCAUCAUUAUCUUCUCCAUGUAGAGUAGGAACUUCAAGAGGAGAUGUAGGAGCCACAGGAAAGUUAAAUGAAAGUAUAGGAGCUUCAGGAGACAGAAAACAACAUGUUGAAACUUUAGUAACCCCACAUAAGGGUAUUAGUGAUGCAGAUGUUGGAACUUUGAUUAGCUUGAGAGGAAGCCCUCGGGUUCUUGGAGGUUUCAGAGGAGGAAUGGGAAGUAGAGGCAUUGGAGUAAGGGCUUCUCCUGCCAGCAGACUGAGUUUUGUCGACAGGAACUGGCUAGAGAGGUGUCAGGUGUUUGGAGAGAUGGGGGCUGAGGUGAAGCCUGGAGCAGGCAACCAGGAGAUAAAUCUGGAGAAAGAGGUAGGAAGAGAAACGGAAGGGAAAAUACAAGGAGAUGAAAAAGUUGAAAAAGAAGAAAUAGAUGCAGAGGGAGAAAGCAGAGAGGCAAUAGUCUUGGGAAGCGAUACAGUGCUUAAGAGCAUUACAAGUGACAAAACAGUCAUUGAUAGUGCACCGAAACCUUCUCUACAACACACUGGAAAAAGCAGAGGAGGAGGGAACGAAAAAGCGAAAAGGAAGGAAGGUGAGGAGAUGGAAAGAGGACUGUCGCCACCUUUAACGCCAGAAGACGGCACAGAGACCAGUCACAAAUCCAAAGGUACAAAGAAGAAAGGGAGGAAAAGGCAGAGAGUGGAAGAGAAUGUGCAGGGAGAGACAACAGAGGAGGGAGGAGUGAAGAAGAGACGUAGGAAUGGCAAAAAGAAAGAGGAGAGCUCUGAUGUAAACCCCAGCCCAGCUCAAGUAGGAAGGAAGAAAAGGAGAACCAAGAAAAAGGGAGAUGAAGAUGCAGAGGCAGAAGAAGAGAAAGAAACCAAGGAACCCAAAAAGGUCCCUCAGGAGAACUUGUUUGGUGAAAUAGAUGAGGAAUUGGAAGCCAAGAGAAUGUAUCACAGCCAGCCUGUCAGAGCCAGAGGCAUGAAAGCCACAGAGGGUAACUUUGUGAAGAUAAAUCUGAAGAAGAAAUCUCAUGUCAAAGGAUACGCACUCAGAGGUGCUGGUCUACGCAAACAGAUGUACAUGCAGAAGUUCCAGCUGAAAGGCGAGCGGUUUGGUGGAGCCGGAGGAUUUUUUGGCAGAGGAAGGAGGGGAGGAUUCAGAGGGGGGCUCAGUCGCCAGGGUGACACCUGCUACAAGUGUGGAGGGACCGGACACUGGGCCAUGGACUGCAAGGGACGAGCCCCUCCCCCUCCUGUUCCUGAGGACCAGCCUGCUGAGGAAGAGCUGUUUGAACUGCCCACCCUGGAGGAGGUUGCCAGGGCAACAGGCACACUGCAACCUCAGCCACUGGUGGCACCUCUCAGUAUCACAGAGGAGCAGCCGAACCAAGAUAAGGAGGCGGACAGUAACCAUAAAGAUGAGGUGUUGCUGAAUGUAAUCCGUCCUGACUAUGAGCGCCCUGCUCCUCCACCACCAGUGGAACCACUUUAUCAUCUCACAGACGAUGGGAAAGUCCAGGAAACACCUGCUGAGGUGUACGCAGCUCUGAAAGACAUCGGCUACCAGUCAUUUAGACCAGGACAAGAGGAAGCCAUCAUGAGAAUCCUGUCAGGUCUCUCUACCCUCGUAGUGUUGUCAACAGGGAUGGGUAAAUCAUUGUGCUAUCAGCUCCCAGCCUUCCUGUACGCUAAGCGAUCAAAAAGCAUCACUUUGGUCAUUUCACCUCUAGUGUCACUAAUGGACGAUCAGCUGUCUGGCCUACCAGCCAAUCUGAAGGCAGCAUGUAUCCACUCCAACAUGACAAUGAAACAGAGAGAAGCUGCCAUAGAAAAGGUGAAGUCAGGCGAGGUGUGUGUGUUGCUCCUCUCUCCAGAGGCUCUGGUCGGUGGAGGUGGUUCAGGGUCAGGGUGUCUGCCCUCCGCUCAGGAGCUCCCUCCUGUGGCCUUCGCCUGUAUAGAUGAAGCUCAUUGUGUCUCAGAGUGGUCACACAACUUUAGACCCUGCUACCUGAGACUCUGUAAGGUACUACGGGAGCGGUUGGGAGUGCAGUGCUUGCUGGGACUCACAGCUACGGCCACACUGUCCACUGCUCUGGACAUUGCGCGACAUCUGGACAUCACUGAUGAAGACGGCAUCGCAGUUCGAUCUGCAGCAGUACCUCCUAACCUGCAUCUGUCCGUGUCCAUGGAUAGAGAAAAAGAUCAGGCUUUAGUGUCCUUGUUGAAAGGUGAUCGUUUUGGUUGUCUGGACUCCGUCAUCGUCUACUGCACCAGAAGAGAGGAGACAACUCGUGUGGCGGCGCUGCUCCGGACCUGCCUGCAGGGGGUGCUGGUGAAAGAAAACAAGCACACCAACAGCAGCAGACGGAUACAUGACAACCCCGUAGGACAGAAAAAGAAAGCGCUGGCACGGAAGAAGAUUCGUAAACCGCUGAAAUGGCAGGCGGAGUCGUACCAUGCAGGCUUGUCAGCGUCUGAGCGCCGUCGUGUCCAGAACAACUUCAUGUGCGGGGAGCUCAGAAUCGUGGUGGCCACUGUGGCUUUUGGCAUGGGCCUCGAUAAAUCUGACGUCCGCGGGAUCAUACACUACAACAUGCCUAAGAGCUUUGAGAGCUACGUUCAGGAGAUUGGGAGGGCAGGAAGAGAUGGAGACCCAGCGCACUGUCACCUCUUUCUGGACCCUGAGGGUGCCGACCUCCAUGAGCUGCGUCGCCACAUCUAUGCCGACACAGUGGACUACUACACAGUAAAAAAACUGGUCCAGAAAGUUUUUCCUCCAUGCAAAUGUAAACAGAUACACCACAGACAACAGGAACUUGUAAAGGACAUUGAGGAUUCGGAGCUUCUGGAAAUGAUGGAUGUGUGUGAUCAGGAGAACCUAAACCCUCCCACUCAGCAGGACAUAGUACAUACAGACACACCAGUAACCGCACAGGAGUCGUCCCAUCCCGAUGCAGCGGAGCUACCCCUCCAUGAAGGUAGAGAUGAAGAAAAGGAAGAGGAGGAGAGGAAAGAGGAGCAGACAGUCGAGUACGAGGAAGCUGACGGUUCGAUAAAGCACAGGAACGUGGAGGCGAAAGGAGCCGGUGAUUGGCUAAUGGACCAGGAAGAGGAGCGCAGUCAAUGGCCCAGAGAGCGAGUGUGUCACACGCAUGAAAGAGCGAUUCCCAUCCAAGAAACUGUGGAGGCUCUGGACAUCACAGAGGAAGGUGUAGAAACGCUGCUCUGCUAUCUGGAGCUGCAUCCUCAGCGCUUUGUCGAACUUCUCCACCCCACGCUGUCUGUGUGUAAAGCCAGCUGCUAUGGCGGACCAAGACAGCUGCAGAAAAUCAUUAAACUUUGCCCUCCGAUUGCUGUGGUGUUGGCCAGAAAGCGGAUGGCGGGCGAGCGGGUGGAGACGUGUGAUCAGCUGGAGUUUGAUGUCGUCGAGGUUGCGGACACUAUGGGAUGGCAGCUUCCUCUUGUGAAGAGAGGACUCAGACAGCUGCAGUGGAGCAGUGUUGGCGGACGUAGCGGUGUCCACAUUGAAUUCUCCUCCUUGUCUUUCUACUUCCGUUCCUUUGGUGACCUUAGCGACGAGGAGAUGGACAGAGUUUGUCAGUUCCUCCACAAUCGAGUGCAGAACCAAGAGAGAACGCAGCUCUACCAGCUGACCGCCUGCUUCAAGGCCUUCAAAAGUGUUGCGUUCCAGAGUGCAUCGUCCUGUCUCGAAGAUUUGGAUGAGAGUCGCAGCCUGAAGCUAAAAGACCUUCUCUCGGAGUACUUCGACAAGAGGCGAGACCGAAGCCACAUGCUCGCACCAGUGGACAUCGAGGAGCUUGACAAAUAUAAGUUGUUAGACUGGGAGAAUCAGAUUAGAGCGGACAUCAGAAGUUUUCUUUCCAACCGAAGUGAUGAGAAGUUCUCUGGGAGAGCUGUUGCUAGAAUCUUGCACGGCAUAGCCAGUCCUUGUUAUCCUGCUCAAACCUACGGCAGGGACAGACGCUACUGGAGGAAGUACAUCCAGUUUGACUUCAACCAGCUCAUCAAACUGGCCACUCAGGAGAUCAUUCGCUUCAAGUGAGCGACCAAAUGUGCACGCACGUGCACGUACACAGCUCUGCACACAUGCACUUACCCGCUCGCUCAUACGCUUGAAGUUAUUUUUGUUUGUUAUAUCACUGUUAUUCCAUCAUGUUGAAUUGUUUAAUAUGUGUAGUUUUCUACAAUGUAUAGUUUUCUACAUAUAGUAUACAUACACUUUUUUGACUUUGUAGAUUGUAAUUUAAAAAUAAAGCUUUUCUGUUUUUCUA
Perca fluviatilis (European perch) is the source of this 5804-nucleotide messenger RNA. RefSeq names its product RecQ helicase-like 4 (gene recql4). Gene Ontology annotation, cellular component: nucleus; cytoplasm; chromosome. The transcript has 28 exons. Bases 767 to 5575 code for a protein of 1602 amino acids. Gene Ontology annotation, molecular function: ATP binding; four-way junction helicase activity; 3'-5' DNA helicase activity. Lineage: Eukaryota; Metazoa; Chordata; Actinopteri; Perciformes; Percidae. The record is from RefSeq and is a predicted model, not a curated record. Gene Ontology annotation, biological process: DNA replication; telomere maintenance; double-strand break repair via homologous recombination.